Molecule: messenger RNA, 975 nt
Organism: Falco peregrinus (peregrine falcon)
Lineage: Eukaryota; Metazoa; Chordata; Aves; Falconiformes; Falconidae
Product: gastrin-releasing peptide
Exons: 3
Coding region: 181-624 (147 amino acids)
Biological process (GO): neuropeptide signaling pathway
Molecular function (GO): neuropeptide hormone activity
Source: RefSeq, a predicted model, not a curated record
GAGGUACGGGAAGCUGGGGGCGGCCGCAGUCCCAGCCCCGUGAGGAGGCGUCAAGCACAGGAGCUCCGCUCGCUCCCGGUCCCGGGUCCGUAUAAAUGGGGGGAGGCGGCAGCGCUUCGCCCAGACGGAGCCAGAGCCGGCAGCAGCCUGCGGCGGAGGGCCGGCAGCACCGGCGGCCCGAUGGGUGGCGGCCCGCGGCGGGCCGGGGCGCUGCUGCUGCUGGCGCUGCUGGCGGCGCAGGGCGGCGCGGCUCCCCUGCAGCCCGGCGGCUCCCCCGCGCUCCCCAAGAUCUACCCCCGCGGCAGCCACUGGGCUGUGGGACAUUUAAUGGGGAAAAAGAGUGCUGGAGAUUUUCCUUAUGUUUAUGAAGAAGAAAGCAAGACACCGUUUUCGGCAUUACCUGAAAAUAUCAAGCAGCUGGAAGACUAUCUGCAGUGGGAAGAAAUCUCAAAAUACUUGCUGCGGCUGCUGGAAGGGAAUGAAAAUAGAAGUGCUCACUUUUUGAAAGGAGGACUUCCCUGGUAUGCCAGGAACACCUGGGAGACAGAUGACAAUAGCAGUUGGAAAGAUAUGAUGGACCAUCUGCUUCAAGUUGGGAAUAUGAAAGAGAGCACUCCAAGCUGAAAGGUGGUCUCUAAAUCAUGAAGAAACGAAUACUUUCCCUAAGAGACUGCAUUUCACAAGCACUUGAUUGUAUCAGAUAAUCAACAAGGUCUCUUUUCUGUAGACAAGAUUUCCUUUGUGUAAAAUACCUAAAUACAUGUAUUCUUGUAUGUUUCAGCAGUGACUAAACUCUACUUCAUUUUCAAGGUUGCAUUUUCUCACUUGAAUGGCUUUAAUAUAUAUAUAUAUAUAAAAAUUGUCAUGGAAGGGUCUUCCAAUCAAUUACACGACUUGCAUACCUAAUCAGUUCAUCUCUUAGUUCAAAACUACAUGACGUUUCAACAAUCGCAAUAAAUAGUACUAAUAAAAAGA